This is a messenger RNA of Exophiala xenobiotica, 1728 nucleotides long. RefSeq lists its product as uncharacterized. The coding region runs from base 815 to 1489 and encodes 224 amino acids. NCBI's taxonomy places the organism in Eukaryota, Fungi, Ascomycota, Eurotiomycetes, Chaetothyriales, Herpotrichiellaceae. The transcript has 3 exons. The record is from RefSeq and is a predicted model, not a curated record.
CCUAACCCUUCCCUAUCUCGAGCACCCGUGGCACCUCGAGACAGUGUAACCGCUCGGAAGACCACAAAUCAGUCACUGAAGCUGCUACAAGAGGAAACGCUCUCCAAGAAUUACCAAGAAGCAAAAUCUUCUUCAACGGAUGGCCCGUUCGGAACACUUGCUUGAGAUUCAUAAGAUUCAGCAAAAUACCGGCCAGCAGCCUCUGCCCUCUCCAGCCAGCGACGUUCAACUUCUGAAGAGUACACACACACCACCUACUCCCCUACCAUCCAAGGCCCGGAAGCGGAAACGAGAGAGUGAACACCAACUCAAACCAUCCUCCUCGAAAAGACCGCGAACAUCUUGUGUUACGCCCCCGGUUCAGAGCGUUGAUUUUGUUACAUGUUGGACUCAGACAUACCACUGGCCGCGAGAAUACUUCAACGAAAGAGGCGAAAUGAACCAUUUAUUACCGAGAGAGGAAUCCACCGCUUCGCUUUGUCGAAAACGAUCGGAUAGCGAGUCGAAUACGCCCGCUUCAACAAUACCAAGUGACCAGAAGCCUAGGGAAGAGAAGAGUGCUCCGUAUCAAGAACCAUGCUACAGGUCGCUUCUUGAGGCCACAGGGAGCCUUAUGGGCAAAUACGUCGGCCGGAAUGAAGAAAGUCCCACAGCAGAAAUAGCAAGAAAGAUUAUAAGUCUUUGCUCGAAGCCGAGCAGGCAGUUGACGAGUAUUCCUUAUUUCAGGACGAUUUCUUCGAAAACACCUGCGAGAUGAUCCAGGACAGAAAAGAAGCAAAGAUCCUUCAGGACAUUGGAAGACUCAUUGUGCCUUAUGCGCAAUUCAUUAGUUGUUCGAGGGGCAAAGCAUCUAAGGUUUCUCAUUGAAAGCGUGAAUGACGGUUGGAAUGAUGCCAUUCCUAUCACCAAGCCACGACCUCAACCAGAUUAUUUUGUAGGCUUUCAAACGCCCGGCAUCUACGGAGGACCAACUGAAGAAACUUCAGCCGUUUGUAGGCGAACUUACUCACACCUUCUUCAUGGGGACAUGGUUCAUGUACUUCCCCUUCUUCUCGGGCGAAGUGAAGUGCGGGUGCGGCCGCCCUCGAUGGUGGCCGAUCGACAAAAUGCACACAAUAUGACUCUCGCUGUUCGAGGAGUCGUGACACUGUUCCGGCCUGGGAAGCGUGAGAAAGAGCUGCAUCGGGAGAUUCUUGCUUUUUCUGUCUCGCACGACAACCGAUCCGUCAGGAUUUAUGGCCAUUAUCCUGUGUUUGAGGGCAAAAGGAGCACGUUCUACCGUCACUCCAUCCAUGAAGAGGAACCAGUCUCCAACAACACGCAUAUACUCUUUCGCCACCUAUCGCAUUGUCAGCUCAAACUUUCACCAUCUAGCAUACGAGUCAACCUAUUCUCCAGGCGGCCUUAUGGUCAUGCGCACAACGAAAGCCUUUCGCGAUGGUUGACACAACUAGCUCCACGAUCGCCUUGCCACUACCCGUUCGUCUAGUGCGACUCUGAUGAUGUGGGACUUCCGCCCGAUGGACUCUGGGACAAUGACGCAGCGUACGGGCAGAGAUUCUGUUACGACCACGGGGAUACGAGUAUUUAUUGGGAACUAUGAAUCGGUGGAUGCGCUUGAGUGAUUUUGACUUACCGACCAAGAGAUCUCCAAUUAGUGAUGUGAGAAAGCUGCCAUAGGACUUCUGUAGGUUAUGAUCAAUGCCGAGAUUUUUUGACGGGUAACAA